CUCACAGAUGCAAGGCCUGAAAUUAACUUAAUUAAUAGUUGGCUGACUUUUCCACGUUUCAGGUUUUCCUCUGUGAUCUCCUCUCAGGUGUGACUCACAUUCAGCAGCAGAGGAGGAAGACAUUUCAGUAUGUCCAUAGGGCUGGAGUUGUUAGGCAUCUCUCUGUGCAUUUUGGGAUGGAUUAUUGCCAUUGUGGCAUGUGCCGUCCCCAUGUGGAGGGUGACAGCCUUCAUUGGCAGCAACAUUGUGACAGCUCAGAUCAUCUGGGAGGGUCUGUGGAUGACGUGCGUGGUCCAGAGCACAGGCCAGAUGCAGUGUAAGGUCUAUGAUUCCAUGCUUGCUCUCUCUGAAGACCUCCAAGCUGCUCGCGCCCUCACUGUCAUCUCCAUCUUGCUGGCCAUCCUGGCCAUGCUCAUCGCCAUCGCCGGGGCCAAGUGCACUAAUUGUAUUGAAGAUGAGGUAUCAAAGGCCAAGGUGAUGAUUAUUUCUGGGGUCUUUUUCAUUGUAUCUGGGAUCAUGCAGCUCAUUCCAGUCUCUUGGGCGGCCAACACCAUAAUCAGGAACUUCUACAACCCUUUAACUGUCGAUGCUCAGCGAAGGGAACUGGGGGCUGCACUUUACAUCGGCUGGGCAGCUGCUGCCCUCCUGCUUCUUGGUGGCGGACUCCUCUGCUGUUCCUGUCCACCACGUGAGACUAGAUACAAGCCUUCACGUAUAGCCUACUCUAACCCACGGUCUGCAGGUGGCCCAGGGUUAGAAAAGAAAGACUAUGUAUGAAUGAAGGUCAAAGAGGAAGAGACUACUGAAUUUCAAAGCUGUUCUCCACAAAAGACUGAGGGUGUGCUGAGGAAAAGAGCACAAGGAAACAAUUAGAUGAAUGUGUUUAAAUUUACCUUUAAAGUUAAGAAUCUCUGUAAUAGGCUCUUUAUUUUUCAGAGUAUGCAAAGGACAUUCGACAAUUAUGUACAAUUAUGUAUUUUUUUUUAUAGUCCUGCUUCUUAAUGUUUACACCUGAGUAAUUGUUAACCUGCCAUUAUUGCUCCUUAAUAAGCCACUACUUAUUAUCAACAGGAUUAUAUGCUGUAAAGACAAUAGUAUCAUUAAACACCUGUAACAGUCAUGACAGAAGAAAACUGUAUUCAAUGCAGUGCUUAGUACAGUGUGGUAAAGGUGGG
Molecule: messenger RNA, 1175 nt
Organism: Monopterus albus (swamp eel)
Lineage: Eukaryota; Metazoa; Chordata; Actinopteri; Synbranchiformes; Synbranchidae
Product: claudin-3-like
Exons: 1
Coding region: 130-777 (215 amino acids)
Cellular component (GO): membrane; bicellular tight junction
Molecular function (GO): structural molecule activity
Source: RefSeq, a predicted model, not a curated record